Darwinula stevensoni is the source of this 793-nucleotide messenger RNA. The record is from the annotation of a GenBank genome assembly. Lineage: Eukaryota; Metazoa; Arthropoda; Ostracoda; Podocopida; Darwinulidae.
ACCGCGAUCAAACGUGUCUCUUCGUGAACUUCGGUGGUCUCCUCCCGUUUCAGAGGAAUCGCAUACGAUGUACACGCCGCAGGUGAAUCAUAUCAGCCUUCAGGUGCCGUCCGGUCCCCUCCUGGUAAAAGGGAGGGAACGGGACACCAGAAGACGAUUCUGCAAUCUCACUUCGUUGGAAGACGAGGGGAGAGAUUGCACGGUGGAAUUCUGCCACUGCCUCCACGUCCUCUCCGUGCCACAAGGCUCCGUCGUGGACGUGCUCCUCGUUGACGAAGGUGGUCCUUGCAAGGCGAACCAUCCCUUCCAUCUGCACGGGAACCACUUUCGCGUGCUCGGGAUGGGGAAGGUGGGAGGGAACGCGAGCCGAGAGGAAACGGAGAAACUGCUGAGGAGAGGAGAGAUCCGAACGAGACUCGAGGAUGCUCCCUUCAAGGACACCGUCACCGUGCCCAGCGGCGGAUACACCCUCAUCAGAUUCCUCGCCGACAACCCAGGAUAUUGGAUGAUGCACUGUCACCUGGACUAUCACAUGGAGCUGGGGAUGGGACUGGUGUGGGAGGUCGGGGAUCCGGCGUCCUUCCCCCUUCCCCCUCGGGGCUUCCCUGUGUGCGACGACUACAUCCCUUCUGCGGGCACGGAGGCAGGGGCCACCACGACGACCGAGACGGCAACCACCGAGCAGGAAGGGGACGAGGCACUCCUCUUGACCAGCGGGGAAGUCGCUACGACGUUCAGCCUCCUCGCCGUCUUCGCCUCCGUCUUCCUUCUCGCCUCCGAUUUGUACGCGUGA